Messenger RNA from Talaromyces marneffei, 2040 nucleotides. RefSeq lists its product as uncharacterized. NCBI's taxonomy places the organism in Eukaryota, Fungi, Ascomycota, Eurotiomycetes, Eurotiales, Trichocomaceae. The record is from RefSeq and is a predicted model, not a curated record. The coding region runs from base 1 to 2040 and encodes 679 amino acids. The transcript is spliced from 2 exons.
AUGGUAUUGACCCUUGUGGUGGACGGGCGUGUGAUGUAUAACCUCCCUUUCCUUACCGUCCAGUUAGGAAAGCACGACGUGAUCCUAGGACGGAUGUGGUUAGCUAAAUAUAAGGUGAUGGUUGACUGCGCGCGGAGGCGUUUGUUAUGGCCUAAGGAGGUAUCAUUACGUGAAGAAAUACAAGCGAAGCAGUUCACACGAUUACCAAAGAAGUUGUUACUACGGAAUCGGGAGGUGGAGCUUCAUUAUCAAAUGGAUGCAGACCGACGGGAUAAGGCAUUCAAGAUCACAGCAACAGCAGAGCUAGAACAGAUUAUACCAACCACCUACAGCAGUUCUUAUUAUUCGCGAUAUAAAUGUGAGCUGCAUCAGAUAACAAAGGAGCUCAGCAAGGCUGUCCAGGAUCCUUCCCUAUACAUCGAUCACGGACCAGUUACCAAGAAGAUCAAGCAAGUGCGCUUUCGCGAGAAGUAUCCCGAAAUGGAUAUCGCCCUAAUUAGAGCGUCCAGGUUCCUACGGAAUACGAAGGAUCGGAAGACCGAGACGUUCAUAACGAGCCUGAGCGAGAUCGAGAAAGCUAUUGAAGAUAAACGAGCUGAGGAUCGAUCCGUCCAGGAGGAGCGAGAAAUAAAGGAACAACUUCCUGAACAGUAUCACGAGUUCGUUGACGUCUUUUCUAAGAUAAAAUCUGAUGAACUACCUGAGAGAAAGGAGUAUGAUCAUCGAAUCGAAUUGGAGAAAGAAGUAGAGCUCGGAUACUGCCCACUUUACCGUAUAACGGCAGAGGAGCUACAAGCGGCAAAGGACUAUAUUGUGGAGAACCUAGAUAAGGGCUUCAUAGUGCCGAGUAAUGCGCCGUACGCCUCGCCGAUUCUUAUGGCAAAGAAACCAGGUGGAGGACUUCGUUUCUGUGUGGACUAUCGAAGGCUCAACUCGCUCACUAGGAAGGAUCGAUAUCCGUUGCCCCUUAUCGACGAAGUAUUCGAACGGAUCAGCAAGGCUAAGAUCUUCACAAAGUUGGACAUCCGGCAGGGAUUCUAUAGGAUUCGCAUGCACCAGGAAUCCUCUGACCUGACGACAUUCAGGUGCCGAUACGGAACCUUCAAGUAUGAGGUCAUGCCAUUCGGAUUAACCAACGGCCCAGCGACGUUCCAGAGGUUGAUUAACGACAUCUUUCUCGACUGUCUCGACAAGUUCCUUAUAGCUUUUGUUGACGACUUGCUCAUCUAUAGCGAGGAUGCGGUAGAGCAUGAGAUUCACGUUCGAAUGGUGCUCCAGCGACUCCGUGACGCAGGAUUACAGGCGAGUAUCAAGAAGUGCGAGUUCCACGUGACGACGACUAAAUAUCUUGGAUUUAUCAUCACACCCGAAGGCAUCAAGGUAGACCCCGCCAAGAUUGAAGCAGUGCUCACCUGGAAGAUACCAACAACUGUGAGAGGAGUACAAUCCUUCUUAGGAUUUUGCAAUUUCUACCGGAAAUUCAUAGCAGAGUAUGGCCGGAUAGCUAAACCGUUAUACUACCUGACGAGGCAAGACGUCCCCUUCGUAUGGGCAAAACAAUGUGGGGAAGCAUUUGAAAAGUUGAAGCAAGCAUUGGUAUCAGCACCAGUGCUAGUAUACUAUGAUCUCAAUAAACUCACCCGUAUGGAGACAGACGCCUCAGACGGAGUGGUAGCAGCGGUCCUGUCGCAAUUAUGUGAUGAUAGGGAAUGGCACCCCGUUGGCUACUACUCAGCUACAAUGUCUACAGCGGAGCAUAACUACGACAUCUACGACAAAGAGAUGUUAGCGAUUAUCCGAGCCUUCCAGGAAUGGAGGCCAGAGCUGCUUGGAUUGCGGCAGAAGGAGCGUUUUGAGGUCUUAUCGGAUUACCGGGCUCUGGAGUACUUUAUGACCACGAAGGCAUUAAGCGCUAGGCAGGAUGACGGAGCAUGGAAUCUUAACCAUCGGAACUUGACUAUGUUACCCCAAGAGGUUCUCGACAAACAGAUUGUAUCAGAACUAGCGUUUAUGGACCUGCAAGGUGCCGUGACGGACUGA